Molecule: messenger RNA, 1570 nt
Organism: Salvelinus namaycush (lake trout)
Lineage: Eukaryota; Metazoa; Chordata; Actinopteri; Salmoniformes; Salmonidae
Product: zinc finger protein 239-like
Exons: 3
Coding region: 155-1045 (296 amino acids)
Biological process (GO): regulation of DNA-templated transcription
Molecular function (GO): RNA polymerase II cis-regulatory region sequence-specific DNA binding; DNA-binding transcription factor activity, RNA polymerase II-specific
Source: RefSeq, a predicted model, not a curated record
CAAACUGACUACUGCCCCAUGGGAGCGCUUACAUCGUUAGUCGACGCUUUACCGGACACAGACUAGCCUACAGACUUUACUUUAACACAAAGUUUGCUCAAAAUAAUAUCCUCUUACAUAGGCUUCAUUUUUUUACUAGAUUUUAAGGGACGCGAUGGAAGAAGAGCCUCAUGGCAGGACAUCGGUGAAUAAAUACCAACCGACGGAGUUGAAAGUCAAAGAAGAAGACCAUGGCGAUUUCAGUUAUCAAAGGCCAGGGCCAGGAGGGAGCCCAAACUCACACUCCGACAGUGGGAAGACUUCCUCGGAGUCAGGGGAAUCAGACAGAGAGCUGCCCAAAUCAGACAGACCGUAUAACUGCUCUCUGUGCGGAAAGGGAUUUGCUAGGUCAGCCAUCUUAACCAUACACAAGAAAGUUCACACUUCAGAGAGGGUGCAGCGUCCCACCAAAGAGAAACUCUAUCCCUGCUCUCAGUGCGGAAAGCGGUUCUCUCAAUUGGGAAACCUCAAAUCGCAUGAGAGCGCUGUGCAUGCAGGAAAGAAGCCUUUCAACUGUCCUGAAUGCGGAAAGGGGUUCUCACAUUUUGGCAACAUGCAAAAACACCAGCGGGUGCACACCGGAGAGAAACCAUACAAGUGCCCUGAUUGUGGGACAGGUUUUUCCAGAUCACAUCACCUUAAAACACAUCAGCAAAUUCAUAAAGGGGAGAAGCCUCACUUAUGCACUGAAUGUGGGAAGGGUUUUGCUAGGGCAGACUCUUUAACGGCACAUCAGCGAGUGCACAGGCUAGACAACAAGCCUUACGGCUGUUCUGACUGUGGCAAAGCCUUCUCUUCAUUCGGAAACUUAACACAGCAUCAGAGAAUUCACACCGGAGAGAAACCAUAUCAGUGCGCUCAGUGUGAGAGAAGCUUUGCUUUUUCAACAGAUUUGAAAAAUCAUCAGAGGAGACACACUGGAAUGAAACCAUACUAUUGCUCGGACUGUGGGAGAAGUUUCACAACGGCAUCUUCCCUAAAAUCACACCAGAAAAUACACAAAUGAUAAAAGUCAUGGUCUCCGUGUGGUAGAAGUGUCUCUCUACAUUGUCAAACACUUGCGAAAUACUCAGCUGUCAAAAUGCUGCCGAUGGGGAAACCUUGAGGAGGCUCACAUUUUUCUUAGGAAUACUAGAGGCACAAUAUUCUCAUAUGGUUUAAUCCUUUGUUUAAAAACAGCAUGGACAUUUAUGCCAUCUUCAAUGUUUUGUUUUUAAUACAGUGAUUUUGGUUAAUUGGAUGGUUAUUUUUACACUGAAACUACCUGAAUUGUUUAUAUCCAGAAAUCUCUUCAUGUUUGAAUGUGUUUUACUAGAUAGCUCCAGUUGUGUGUGAAUUUUAUUCUAUAUAUGUUGAUAAUGACAAGCAAAAAAACAUGACUAUAGGGAACAAGAAUCUCCUGCAAAUUAUGUUAACUUUUUGUUGUAUAACCUGCAUUUGUCAUAAGAGGGUCAGGACAUAUUCCAUUGCAAUCACAAAACAUAUGCAAUGUCAUAAGUUAUAUUGACAAUAAACUUUAGUUGCAAACUCA